Struthio camelus australis is the source of this 1338-nucleotide messenger RNA. Its product is annotated as la-related protein 6. Gene Ontology annotation, molecular function: mRNA binding. Gene Ontology annotation, biological process: RNA processing. Lineage: Eukaryota; Metazoa; Chordata; Aves; Struthioniformes; Struthionidae. The record is from RefSeq and is a predicted model, not a curated record. Gene Ontology annotation, cellular component: nucleus.
AUGUCAUCGCGUAGCUCUGUGGUGGCCCUGGGGCUCGGUUCCCAGCCUGGCUGCAGCACCCCUCUGCCAGCGCAAAGGAAUUCCCUCCCCGCGCUGCACCUCCUUCCGCCCCGGAGCCGCUCGCUCACCCUGCUUGGCCAGGAGGACUUCUUUGAGAGCUUCGAAGGGAGCUUCUGCGAUGUGAACGAUGCUUUGGGGACUGAUCUGUUCGACUGCAGCUACUCCAUCCCUGACCCGCAGCUGGUCAGGAGAAUCGUGUCCCAGGUGGAGUUUUAUCUCUCGGAUGAAAACCUGGCCAAGGAUGCCUUCCUCCUGAAACAUGUCCAGAAGAACAAGAUGGGCUUUGUCAGCAUCAAAUUGCUGACGUCCUUCAAGAAGGUGAAAUACCUUACACGAGACUGGCGACUUACGCUCUAUGCUCUGCAGUUCUCGGAGCUGCUAGAGGUGAACGAGGAAGGGACCAAGGUGAGACGGAGGAUCCCUAUCCCCGAAUCGCUGCUGAGCAUCCCACCCAGCAAGCUGCUCUUGGCCUGGGACCUCCUGCCCCAGGAGCAGAGUGUGUUACCACCGCUCCAGAAGAACUUCAUCGAGACUAUCACAAGGAUGUUCAGCCCGUUCGGCGCCAUCGCCUCCAUCCGCAUCCUGAGGCCCGGGAGGAAGCUGCCCUCGGACGUGAGGAAGUACACGUCCCGCUACCCCGAGCUCCUGACCAAGUGCUGUGCCCUGGUGGAGUACGAAAGCCUGGAGAGCGCCAGGAAGGCCUUUGAAGACCUGAACCACCAGACCCAGGGCUCCCCGGGGAGGGAGAGCAUCAAGGUGGUCCGUCUUUCCGGGAAGGGCUCCAAGAAGAAAAGCGGGGCUGAGAGAGAGACGACAGAGGACAUGGAGCUCGUGGACAAGCUGGGCUGGAAACAGCAGGCGGCGGCAGUACCCGAGAAGUUUCCGUACGGCCUCGGCGAGUCUCUCCUCUACAGCUCUUCAGAGUCGGACAGCACGCCGGUGUCCCCACCGCUGCUCACGCACAAGUUCCUCUCUGCUCCGGGCUGGCCCAGCAGCUCCAGCUUCAAACCCUGCUCCUACUCGAGCCCGUUCUCCAGCUCCCUCCUGUCCAGUAAAAUCUUCCCUCCCCUUGCUGCCGAGUGGGCCCCGCAGCGAUCCGACGCAGCCUCCGGCCCCGCUCUGGACCCCAAACCUCCGCCCUGCAAUCCUCCGGCGGGGAAAAAGGUGCCCGACUCCUUCGGCCUCCGAGCCAGGGUGAUCCGCCUGCCACACGGGCCGGAUGGCACCAAGGGCUUCUACAACAGCAUCGGGAGAGGGAAACUCGUCCUCGGGCACUAA